Oryza sativa Japonica Group (Japanese rice) is the source of this 1554-nucleotide messenger RNA. RefSeq names its product cysteine-rich receptor-like protein kinase 10. Gene Ontology annotation, molecular function: ATP binding; protein serine/threonine kinase activity. Gene Ontology annotation, biological process: protein phosphorylation. Gene Ontology annotation, cellular component: plasma membrane. Lineage: Eukaryota; Viridiplantae; Streptophyta; Magnoliopsida; Poales; Poaceae. The record is from RefSeq and is a predicted model, not a curated record.
CUCAAGAGUAAAGCCCUCUAAUAAUUUCUCUACACACUCUCCAGUGCCAUGCAACUCCACAUCCUCCUCCUCCUCCUUGCUGUCACAGUACUCCUCUCGUCGCCGACAUGGGCGGCGGCCGGCGGUGAAGAUCAGGCGGUGGCCUCGCAGGAGGUGAACCCGCUGCACUACAACUGCAGCCUGUCCGGCGGCAAGUACGAGCCGAACAGCACGUACGAGGCCAACCUCAGGGCGCUGGCCUCGCUGCUCCUCGCGGAGGCGAGGGCCACCGCCUUCGCCUCCGACAGCUUCGGCGCCGCGCCAGACGCGGUCUACGGCAUCGCGCUCUGCCGCGGCGACUACGCCGGCGACGCCUGCGCCGGCGGCCUCCGCAAGGCGUUCAGGGACGCCAUCGACCACGGCGUCUUCUGCGCCGGCUUCAGGGACGUGACCGUCUACUACGACGAGCACAUGUUCCGGUUCUCCGGCGAGGACUUCCGCGCCAGCCUGACCAACGCGCCGGCGUGGGUCACGUGGAACAUGAACGGCGUGGCCGGCGCCGCCGCGUUCGGCGACCGCGUCAUGGAGCUGAUCAACACCACCGCCGAGUUCGCCGCGUGGAACUCGUCGAAGCGCGGGUACGCGACGGGGGAGGCCGGGUUCGGGGAGCUGGACGUGGGCGCGACCCGCCUCGGGCUGGUUGAGCAGCAGUGCAGAAGCAGCCCCGACCUCGUCAUCUUCGCGCUCGUGCAGUGCACGCCGGACCUCUCGCCGGCCGGCUGCCUGAGCUGCCUCUCCGGCAUCGCCUCGCAGAUGCCGAGGUGGUUCACUGGCGCCGCCGACUACCGCCUCGGCGGCCGGAUUCUCGGGGUCCGGUGCAACCUGAGGUACGAGGUCGAUCGCUUCUUCCUAGAAAGCAACGAGACGAUCAAGAUUCAUAUGCCAAAACAGAAAGAUUGCAAGCUAAGAAGAGAAUUAGGUGACUGGGAGAAGACCGUUACCGAAGAAAUUGAUGAAAGGUUUUCACUUUAUCCUUUCUCCAUGAUAAGAGAUGCCACAGAAAAUUUCUCAGCAGAAAAUAGACUUGGGCAUGGAUCUUUCGGUCAAGUUUACCGAGGCAUAUUACAGAACGGCCUUCAGAUUGCAGCCAAGAGGCUCGAUCAAACUACUUGGCAAGGUCUGGAGGAGUUUUUGAAUGAAAUUAGGAUUAUCAUACGGCUUCAACACGCCAAUCUGGUUAGGCUUCUUGGUUGCUGUGUUAACCGCAAAGAACAAAUACUUGUCUAUGAAUACAUGCCUAACAGGAGCUUGGACUAUGUAUUGUCAGAUCGUGAAAGAGGAGCAUCGCUGAGCUGGUUCAUGCGACGGCAUAUAAUCAACGGGAUAGCACAAGGACUUGACUACCUUCACAACCAUGCUCCAGAAGGACUUAUAAUUAUUCAUAGAGACAUGAAGCUAAGCAAUAUUCUUUUGGACAGUGAAAAUAAUCCCAAAAUUUCCGAUUUUGGGAUUGCAAGGAAAUUUUGUUUAAAUGGAACAGAACCAUACGUGACUCAUCCAGUAGGAACACCGUAA